This is a messenger RNA of Hibiscus syriacus, 1329 nucleotides long. Its product is annotated as vegetative cell wall protein gp1-like. The record is from RefSeq and is a predicted model, not a curated record. The coding region runs from base 92 to 1111 and encodes 339 amino acids. The transcript has 2 exons. Lineage: Eukaryota; Viridiplantae; Streptophyta; Magnoliopsida; Malvales; Malvaceae.
UGAUCGUGGGAAAUAAACUUAUUUAUAAACAGCGUAUCCUUGAAAAUAAUUGUUAUUGACGAAGUACCUGGGAAGUAAAGAUUCUUGAAAAAUGGGUUGGUUCUUCCUUUUAAUAAUAUUGUCGAGUUGUAUAGCUAUUGAUUUGUCAGAGGGUAGCCAUGGCCAUCAUCAUCAGAAGAAAUCUGAUGUUGUUGUUGGAACUGUUUACUGUGAAACUACAUGUUUCCAUGAGGAUGUUUCCAUGAGUAGCAGCCAUUUCAUUUCAGGUGCUUCUGUUGCUGUGGAAUGCAAAGAUGGGACGACGAGUUCAAGGCCGAGUUUUGUGGAGGAAGUGAAAACAAACGAGUAUGGUGAAUUCAAAGUUCAGCUUCCUUUCUCGGUUAGCAAAAGGGUGAAGAUGAUCAAUCGAUGUUCCGUGAAAUUGGUUAGAAGCGGUGAGCCGGGUUGCGAUGCGGUGGCCUCGAUGCCAACUUCGUCUGCACUCCAUCUGGUGUCGAGAAAGCAUGGAACUCAUGUUUUUUCAGCUGGGGUUUUCAGCUUCAAGCCAUUGAAACAACCCAUCAUGUGUAAAAAUGGAGUCCAGCAUCAUCAUCUUGAAUCUUUCUUUUUCUUCCCUCCAAACCCUUUUUUUCCUCCGCCACUGUUUCCAAACCCCUUUCAGCCUCCACCACUGCUUCCUCCAAUUCUGCCGCCACCGGCUCCGUUGAUUCCAAAUCCUUUCCAACCUCCACCAGCACCACUAAUUCCAAUCCCCUUCCAGCCUCCGCCAGCUCCACUUAUUCCAAACCCCUUCCAGCCUCCUCCAGCACCAGCUCCAUUAAUUCCAAACCCCUUCCAGCGUCCUCCGGCACCGCCAGCUCCAUUAAUUCCGAACCCCUUCCAGCCUCCUCCAGCACCUCCAGCUCCAUUAAUUCCAAACCCCUUCCAGCCUCCUCCAGCACCACCUGCACCACCAGCACCAUGGUUCCAUCUUCCACCAAUUCCAGGACUAACUCCACCGUCACCACCACCUCCAUCUCCACCUCCACCAGCCUUCCCUUUUCCUCUUCCACCAAUCCAUAUACCACCUUUCCCUGGUAUCCCCCCUGCUUCUGCAUCUACUUCACCAUAGAAAUCUUCUCCUUAGUUGAAUACCAUACGCUCCAUUCACUCUUUAUUUGUUUCUUUUCCACUUUCUGAUUAUUAUAUAUUAUAUACAGUUACAUAAUCUACCUAAAUCAGUUCUCUUGGUUGUUUGUAGAGUGAUCGGCUGUGCCAUUGUCAGUAAGAAGCCACCGUGACGGGCACAAUUAUUGUACUAUAUAAAUAAUAAAUGAAGUUUCUGCAAAA